Anolis sagrei ordinatus is the source of this 1580-nucleotide messenger RNA. It is a transcript of the gene FBXO48, whose product is annotated as F-box protein 48. NCBI's taxonomy places the organism in Eukaryota, Metazoa, Chordata, Lepidosauria, Squamata, Anolidae. Gene Ontology annotation, molecular function: protein binding. Gene Ontology annotation, biological process: SCF-dependent proteasomal ubiquitin-dependent protein catabolic process. Gene Ontology annotation, cellular component: SCF ubiquitin ligase complex. The record is from RefSeq and is a predicted model, not a curated record.
GAAUGCGUGUGACGUCACCGCUGGGGUGGGGGGAAGAGGAAUCAACAGAGAAGUUCAAAUGGAGGAGCCGUUGAGGUGACUUCUACUUGAUCAAGAUCUAAACUAUGAAGCAGACCUCUUCCAAAGGAAACGCACAGACUGCUGCUGAUACAGCCUGUAGAAACAUAUCCAUUAAAUUAUCUGAGCAGCAAAAGGAAACAAGCCAAAUUAAUUUUCUCCAGCUAUUCCCACUAGAAGUCAGCUUAAAGAUUUUUAGCGAACUUGACAUCCAGAGUUUAUGCAGUGCUUCAAUGACAUGUAGGAGCUGGAACCAGAUCAUUGAGAACUGUGACAAUUUAUGGAAACAUCAUUGCUUAAAUGCCAGGACUGUCUGUCAGAGAGAGAUUGACGGUGACAGAGGAAACGGGUAUUCAUGGAAGGUCACACUGCUAAGAAACUAUUGGAAAAGCAAAGUAAAGUACGAUUGGCUGACUGGGAAAUACAGCAAUAUUCAUUCCCGCAGUGGUUUGCCUGAAAAAAGCAUGUAUCCUAUGGAUGUUGAUACUUGGGGAGAAAUCCUGGAAGCUGAACUAGAAAGAAAAGUGGCUCAAAUAAGAGUCUUUCACCGAAGGAACUAGAGAUAAUUCUCACCUGUAAAAAUAUUGUCCUAUAUAUGUGUGUGUUUGUUUUUUUUUAAUGUUAUUUGGGGCAGCUUGACAUAUUGUUGUUUUGCACUUACUAAACUGCCAGGAUGUUAUUGCCUUUUAUGAAGCUUGAAACAGUGUGUGUAGGUAUAUGUCAGUAUGCAUGCAUGAAUCUCACAGGGAGCACUUUGCAAUUAUUGCUGACUACUUUUUAAAGACUAUUUUCUUUCUUUUUGAUAUGUUAUGGGAAGAAGUUUUAAGAAAAGCUUUGAAUAGCAUAGCCAGCAUGUGUGUGUGUGUUUCUCAAAAGGUGCUCCUCCGGGUGUUUUAUUUAUUUUAUUUUUAUUUAUUUUGAGUAUUUUUAUCCCACUCUUCUCAACUCCCUGGGGGGAGUCAGAAACAAUAAUUAUAUAUAGUUAAAAACAUUAAGUCAAUACAAUUAAAAUCUACUAAAAUAUACCAGUCUGAUGGCCAUUAUCCAGCCGAAUUCUGUAGUUGGAGACUCAUCAAGCUUGUCCAUAGUCUAUUACUAUAGCAAUUGUUGUCAUAAUCAUUAUCAUAGUCUGUAUAGUUACCCAAAGGCCUGGUCCCACAUCCACAUUUUUAACUUCUUUCUAAAGGUGAGGAGGGAUGAAGACAGUCUAAUUUUCCCAGGGAGUGAAUUCCACAGGCAAGGGGCCAUGACUGAGAAGGCCUUGUCCCUCAUCCCCGUCAAGCGCAUUUGUGAUAGAGACAGGGCCGAGAGCAGGGCCUCCCCAGGAGAUCUUAAGCUUUUGGACUUCAGCUCCCAGAAAUCCCAGCCAGCUGUUAGGAAUUGUGGGAGCAGAGCUCCAAAACAUCUGGAGGAGCAGAGUUUGAGAAACACUGGUAUAAAGCAUUAAUAAUUAAUUCAUGAGAAGGCUUUUAGCAUAGAAUUUGGAAUGACAGAGAAAUAAAGAAUUCACUGUUUCCCUCUAA